Bufo bufo (common toad) is the source of this 4019-nucleotide messenger RNA. RefSeq names its product serine protease 56 (gene PRSS56). Gene Ontology annotation, molecular function: serine-type endopeptidase activity. Lineage: Eukaryota; Metazoa; Chordata; Amphibia; Anura; Bufonidae. The record is from RefSeq and is a predicted model, not a curated record. Bases 1165 to 3552 code for a protein of 795 amino acids. Gene Ontology annotation, biological process: proteolysis. The transcript has 17 exons.
UUUUUAUUUCAUAAUGGAAAAUGAUGUUUUUAUUGCGUUUAAAAUCAAUACUAUUUUCAUUUUGUACUUUCUUUUUGACCUUAGCAAUAAUUCUGUUUAAUGCACCCUGCUCUAAUAUUUCAUAUGUGCCUUAAUAUACUAGGAAACAAAACUCACGGGAGCCAAUAUGUUGCAUUCAUUGACCCAUUCGUGGUACAAGUAGUAAAUAAAGGUAAUAUUAGUAUAACGGAACACAUUUCCAAAUAUCCUGAAUUCCGCAAUAUCCCAGUGUUACAAUUUGGUGUGAAAAUGUAUCUUCUAUAAGGCUACUUUGAGAAAUCUUCAAGGAUGAAUGUCACAGCCUUAUGAUGAGCAAAUGUUAGUAUGUAUGUAUUAAGCAGGGGAUGAACUAUUUGUGGCUCUAUUGUUUGAGCAAUUUUCAGAAAUUCCCAGAGAAACUGAGCUGUAUUCAUAUGUAGUGUUACACACUAUACAUACUGUAUGUUCAAUUUUACUGAUGAAUUGGAGCAUAGCGUACAGGGCCUUACAUUGUGCCUUCCUGUGUUCUCCGAAGGUACACAGCUGUGUGGUAUAUAACGUUUACGUUAGGUAAACCGUUACAUGGCUGAGGGCAUUUACAGUACAGUCUAACCAAAUGUUCAUAAUAGAGGAUGAUGUAGCGAGGCUUAAGAGCAACCCUGGUGCUAAUGAACACAACCCCCUCUUUUCUCACCACAUCCACCCUGCACGCUCCCUCGCACCGCCUCCUCCUGUCCUGGCAUCUGUGUCAAAGCAUUAAUGAAUUGAGCAGUUUAUCAAAACGCUUGGGAACUGUCCUUUCUGCCCCACCACCCCCUCCUGUGGUCCUGGACCUAUACAGCUCCACCAACCAUGCUGUGUAUUGUCUAACUGUCAUCUUCAGAAGAGGCUGCAGUGAGACAAAAGCAGCGGGGUGAGUGACAACACACAAACAGAACAUCGCCUGCCGAGAGGUAAAAGAGAGAGUGAGUCAAUGGUGUGAGCAGUCUAUGAGGGAGCAGACCAACCACAGGACAUAUACAGUAGAGCAAUGCUGAGGAACACACUGCCACAUAUAGUGGACACAAAACAAGGAGAAACAUCUGAAAACCAAGGCGGAGAGAAAUAAUUCAUUCUUUUUCCUGUAAGAUAAUUGUCCAGUAUAAAAUGCAGCUCCUAUACUGGACAGUGCUUUCUGCUUCCUACCUUGCAUCCCAGCUGAUUUGCUGUGCACCAGUGAGUAAGGAGCAAUACAGACUACCAACCAGUGUCCUGCAAGCUCUCUCUAACAGGGGGACCUUAAUCCUAGAAGCUGCACUUAAGACAGCACUACAGGCUUUAGAAGGAGCUGUUAAAGAACAGAGUCUUCGUCAACAAGAAUGUGGAAGAUGCACCGUCUGCCUCUUCCCAGAAUGUAGAAGCCUAACCACACAAUGCAGAGGGAAAGGGGAAAAUGCAGAAUCUGAGCCAACUUGUGAGGCCAUCCUAAUAGCAGAAAAGGAAACAGAUCCUGUGGAAAGAAGCUGGGCCUUGAGUGCAAUGUGUAACUUCUACCAGCAUUUGUGUACAGAAUGGAAUCACACAUCAGAAAAUUGCAUAAACAUCAUGGCUGGGCAAUGUCAUCUCAAGCUGCAAGAGUGCAAAUUAGAAAGUGACAUGGAUUAUCUGAACAUGUCACCGGAUUGGGACACUUCAUUGGCCUGUGGACAAGCCAUAUCAUCCCCCAACAACACUAUACCCAAAGGUCGCAUAGUUGGAGGAAGCGUUACUUCACCUGGAUCUUGGCCAUGGCUGGUUAACAUUCGACUUAAUGGAGAGCUUAUGUGUGGAGGAGUCCUGCUUGGAGAUGUUUGGGUCUUAACUGCUGCACAUUGCUUUAAUGGAAAUAUUAAUGAGCUGCAUUGGACGGUUGUCGUUGGGGAAUAUAACCUGAACGAAGAAGAAACUGGAAAAAAGGUCUAUCAAGUGAAUAGGAUUAUAACCCAUCCCAAGUUUAAUCAGAAAACAUUCAACAACGACCUUGCACUGGUGGAGCUAACAAGCACAGUAACAUCAUCUUCAAGAGCAAUUCCGGUGUGUCUCCCCUCAGUACCUGUGGACCCAUCUCCUGGAACAAGCUGCUACAUUGCUGGGUGGGGUUCUCUUUAUGAAGAUGGCCCUCCAUCCGAUGUUAUAAUGGAAGCUCGUGUGCCAGUUCUGAGUCAAGAAUCAUGCAGGAGCACCUUAGGAAAGGAUAUGUUGACCAACACCAUGUUCUGCGCUGGCUAUCUGAGUGGGGGCAUAGACUCUUGCCAGGGUGACUCUGGUGGACCUUUGACCUGCCAAGAUCCUUCCUCUAAGCAAUAUGUAAUAUAUGGCAUUACCUCAUGGGGGGAUGGUUGUGGAGAGAGAGGGAAGCCUGGGGUUUACACCAGAGUAACAGCCUUCAUUGACUGGAUUAGGACCCAAAUGAAGAAAUCCACUCCAAGUCGGGAGCCUUCAUGCUUUGAGCUGGGAGCAAUGACAGAUAGUCAGCUAAAUAAUCCAAAGUCAGAAAUCAGCCCCCUGUGUUCCUUUUACAAACAGUCCUGUCCAGCUCCCUUCAGCCCCAGGGCCUGUACACGUUUAGCAGAGGAGAAAUGCAGGCAGAAACAGAGAAGAUGCGAGCUCCGUUCCUAUCUCCAAGUUCUCCUAAAUUUGCUGCGCAAGGCAGAGGAAUUUUUGCGGAACAACAUGGAUUUAUCCUUCUUCACUCAGACUAUCCCAAAGUUCAUGGAAGAUAUGUACAGUGAUAUAUUUCCACACAGAACCCAAAGAGAUCUCACAGAGCAGAAUCCAUUAAUGAAUGUCAUAGACAAAGAACACAAGGAAAUCAUCUCAGAUGAAAUUAAUAGAACAGAUACAACAAUUGGAAACGAUAUUCACAGAGAACUGCAAAUCACAUCAUUCGAAGUGCUCUUUACAGAUCUUGGGCCCAGAUUAGAUGAUUGGACUUCAUUUCUUUAUCAUAUGGUCGUUCAAGGCUCUACAAACAUAAUGCAGAAAAAACAAACAGGAAAAGAAUUUGAGGACAUAGAGGAGCAGCUUUUUCUGGAGAAGAAUGAUGAUGCAGUGGAGGAACUAAAAGAAAAAGGACGACAGGUCAUUCACAACCUAAAGUCACAGCUCAGAAGUGACGGAAUAAUUCUCACUGAUGACCCUUUGCUUUUAGAUCAAGGAGUGAUACCUGUUCAUUAUCAACCUCAGAAGAGAGAUGUCACAAGUGUCACUGGAGCCACCAAAGAAAAUGUCCAAGGUUGUCCACAUUUGUCAGAAGCCAUUAAUGAAGUUCAGUCCAUUAAAGAGAAGUACAAAUGGAUUCUACAGAUUCCAGAGAGAGACCUGUCAAUGAAGUUCCAAGAGAUCCUGGUGGACCUGGGCUCGAAGAAUGAAAAAGGUUUGUACAGAGCUCGUGUUCGAGUGUGUGUCGCUGGAAAGUUUUCAUCAUUUAUCGGUCUGGUAGGUCUGGACAGCAGUUCCCUCUAUCGUAGUAUGCCAGGACUCAUUGCACUUUCAAUGGACAGAUUGAAAACUUAACAAGUUAACAGCAUCAUAAAAGAUCACUGUGAUGGAAAUCGGCGAAAAAACUCUUGUCUUGUUCAUUCAAGGAACUUAAAGGGAAGACUCAAAAGUGCCAAUCACAAGUGCCACAAUCCAGUGCUAACAUAUCGGCAUAAGGGGCUAAACUGCUCCACAAGACGACGAGGAUCCUAAUGACUUUGCACUUAAAGGAAGCUGGGGGUUUCUUAUUAAAUUAACCAAAUGUUAUCAGGUUAUUGCAGAAUGACAACAAUAUGUUCAUUUGAACUGUAAAAAGACACCAACAGGAUCUAUAUUAUUCAUUGCUAUGUGAUGAAAGACUGUACACCAAAUUUACACUGUGUGAUAUAUGAAAUGCACUUCAAUGGCCAGUUUUGCUUUUUAUCAUCUAGCAGUGCUGUGUGGAUGUAAAUUUAGUAUUUCCCUGUUUGUGGAGUGUAAACAGAUAGUACGCCCCAUUACUG